AUGGUUCGUAUAGGUUUUAUUGAAAGAUAUGGAUGGCGCCUGAAACACACGAUUUAUGAUGGUUGUCUUCGUACUACGCUGGAGCGUGCGAGCGCGUUUUAUGGUGGUUGGACCACGCAGAGCUAUCAUUCGAUGUUCGGGACCAUAGUAGUAUGGGCCAGUAUUGGACGGCGCGUCGCGCAGACCACCCGUAAAUAUGGGCCGUCGGCGCUUGAUGCUUUACGCAAUUGUGGCGCUACUGGAAAGAAAGCAUUGAGCCAGGCACCACGCAUGUCGCCAAUGAAUAUGGGCCUUCGGUGCUUGAUGCCUUACGCGAUUGUGAGGCUGCCUGAAAGGAAGUGUCAGGCAAGGCAUCGCGAAGGCGUUAAGUAUGGGCCUUCGGUGCCUGAUGCCUUACGUGAUUAUGGAUCUACUGGAAAGGAGUCGCGAUCAUGCGGAAGACGUGCAGGAGUCGGCGAUCAGUGGCGCGCAAUCCUGGCCAGCUGCAACAAGAAGAUGAGCUGA
Messenger RNA from Gongylonema pulchrum, 504 nucleotides. The record is from the annotation of a GenBank genome assembly. Lineage: Eukaryota; Metazoa; Nematoda; Chromadorea; Rhabditida; Gongylonematidae.